Molecule: messenger RNA, 8536 nt
Organism: Mytilus trossulus (common blue mussel)
Lineage: Eukaryota; Metazoa; Mollusca; Bivalvia; Mytilida; Mytilidae
Product: Golgi apparatus protein 1-like
Exons: 25
Coding region: 27-3617 (1196 amino acids)
Cellular component (GO): Golgi membrane
Molecular function (GO): fibroblast growth factor binding
Source: RefSeq, a predicted model, not a curated record
UUUUUAUUAGUAGUGAUUUGAUCAAAAUGGAGAACACAAGUCGACGUGUACUUCUGUUUUUAUUAUUUAGUGUUUUCAUUGCCCUUGUCAAUUGUCAGAAUCUAAACGACCAACACGCAAAUCCUGCACAGAAUGAAGAACGAUUUAACCCCAAAUUCAAACCCAUGGUAGGACAAACUGGUGGAAAAUUAGCCGGUGUUCCCAAGGCAAAGGUUGGAGUGAAUGAAGAAAGUUUGAGACAGCAGAGACCUUUAGGAUUUGGACAAAACGCAGAUGGAAACGUACCUGAGGGCCAGGUACCAAAAGGCAGACCAAAAAAGUUUCCUCAGUUCAAACUGUCGGAACAACCACAGUGCAGAGAGGACAUCAAGAGAUUCUGCAACCCCAAAAUAGCUGAUAACAACUUCGAAGUCAUUGAUUGUCUACAAAGUGAUGAAAAGAUUGCAGAUGAAGUGUCCAUAGAUUGCCAACAUCUUCUUUGGAACUAUAAGAAAAAUUUGACUAAAGAUGACAGAUUUGAAAUGGUUGCAAAUGAUGUCUGUAAGGAGGAUUUGCCUCGGAUGGAAGAGUGCAAUCAAUUGCCAAAGGGUAGUGGACAGAUAAUUCCAUGUCUGGUUGACAAUUACCAGAAAGUUGAAGCCAAAGAAUGUAAAAGAUACCUAGAAAAAAUGUCCAAAAUCGUCUUCAGUGACUACACCUUGAUAUACAAGUUUGCUGAUGCAUGUCAUGAUGAUAUCCAGAGGUUUACAUGUGGUAGAUUAGAAACAGUAGAAAAAGAGGACUCUGUACAUAGACAAGGAGCUGUACUUGAAUGUCUGGUGAGGAACAUAACUAAACUAUCACAACAUUGUAAACAUCAGCUUCUACGAGUGGCCGAACUACAGUCAGAUGACUAUCACAUGGACAGACCCUUAUAUUAUGCAUGUCGAGAUGCCAGGGAACAUUUCUGUCCAAAGACACCAGCAGGCAAUGGAAGAGUUUAUGAAUGUUUGUUUAAAAAUAAGAUGGACCCAGCCAUGCCGAUACAGUGUAAAGAAAAGUUACAAAGAAGACAGAGAGAAAUCGCUGAAGAUGUCAAAGUAGAAAAAAAGUUCUAUGUUGCUUGCCGAAAAGAUAUUCAGCAAUUUAAAUGUUUUCAACAUGGUCAAACUAAGGAUCCAGAUACCAAGAGGGCAACUGUACUUAUCUGUCUGGAGGAUGCUAUGAAAGACGAUCAAAAAAUUACACCUGAAUGUUUAGCAGAGAUGAAUGAAGUGAGACAGACAUUACUGAGUGAUUACAAGAUCAACCCAGAACUUAUUGCUAUGUGUGAGCAUGAAAUUAAAAACUGUAUACCAGAGGACAGCGACAAGCUGGAGGAAGGGCAGGUGGUCCAUUGUCUAAUGGAUAUGGCACGGACUAAAUCAAGGAAGAAGGCCGCUGAUAAUAGAGUACCAAUGUCUGCACAAUGUCAGCGUGCUGUAGAAGAUUUAUUGUUAGAAGCUGAUGUUGGCAGUAACUUCCAGAUGGACAAAGUUCUCAUGAAAGCUUGUAUGCCUGUUGUACAGACAGCAUGUAGAAACAUUCAGGCUGGAGAUGCUAGAAUAUUGAAUUGUCUUAUGGAAAAGAUAGAUGACGAUGUAAUGACAGAUGAUUGUGAAGAGAAACUGAUGGAGAUACAAUACUUUGUAAUGAGAGAUUGGAGAUUAGAUGCUAACCUUUUCAAACACUGUCAUGAAAAUGCCAAGACCCAUUGCAACGCCUCUCCUCAUUGGAAUGAUCAGAAAUCCACUAAUGUUGACAACUGGGGAUUAGUUUUACCCUGUCUAUAUAGACACAUGAAAUCUGAAGACCCUAAUAACCAGCUUUCCCGUGCAUGUAAACAUGAGAUGAAGAGAGUGAUGAGGAAUAGAGCUAGGAAGAUAGAACUUGACCCAGAAAUAGAGGAGAAUUGUGUCUCAGAUCUAGGUCGCUUGUGUUCAGACCAGGAAAAGGACAUAGGCAAAGGAGAUGAACUCUCCUGCUUACAAGACAACUAUGAUGAGUUAACAGAGGCAUGUGCUAAUGUUGUUGGUAAUAUUACAGAAGACGAGGAUACUUACCUUGACCUUGAUGUGGUCUUAGUCAAGUCAUGUACACCAAUGCUCAAGCUCUUCUGUUCAGAGGAGUUGGAAGAAGAAGAAGAUGAAGAUGUGGUCAUGCAAUGUUUGAUACAACAUAAACAUCACCAGAAAAUGGAUCCCAAAUGUUAUGCCGGAAUAGAACAUCAUCAACUUAUCUCUAUGAAGAACUAUGAAUUCUCACACAAAUUUAAAGAAGCAUGUAAAAAGUCUGUGAAGCAGUUCUGUCCAAAUGUAAAAAGAAAAGGUGAUGUUGUAACCUGUUUAAGUGAACAUGUAAGAAAUGAUACACUUCUGGAAUCAGAUCACAGAAUUGAUAAGAAUUGUAGGAGACAACUCAGAUUUGAAUCUAUGCAGAGGGGAGAAGAUAUCAAAUUAGAUGACAAACUAGAUAAAGCAUGUACUGAAGAUGUUCAGAAUUUCUGCUCCAAGGUUAAACAUGGAAAUGCUAAAGUCAUUGAAUGUUUGAAAGCACAUCAACAAAAGCUGUCAAAGAAAUGUCAUAAAAUUCUGUUUAAAAGAGAAAAAGAAGAAGUAAAAUUGGAUGCUGAUUAUAAACUGCACCAUGUUUGUAAAGGGAUGAUAAAGCAAUAUUGUACAGAUGGUGAUCCAGAUAUAGUCACAUGUUUAGUUGGUCAUAAACAUGAUCCAAACUUUGAUGCCAACUGUAGAGAGAUACUGGUUAGAAGACAGAUUACAAAAAAUAGAGAUUAUAGACUAAAUCCUACUUUACGGAAGGAGUGCAGUAUGGAUAUCAGAAAGUUCUGUACUGAUAUCAUAGAGAGAGCUUCACCAGACCAAGAAAUGAGUGGUCAAGUUAUUUUAUGUUUAAGAAGACAAUUUGUUAAAAAGAAUUUAUCUGGUAGAUGUACAGAUGUAAUAAGAGAUGUCAUUAAAGAAUCAGCAAUGAAUUAUAUGGAAGAUGUUGCCUUGGCUAAUGCUUGUGAGAAAGAGAUAAAACAGCACUGUGACCCCGAGCAUCAGAGGGCACUACAAGGGGCUGGAGAUAAAGAUUCUAACAGUGUCCUCCAAAUGUCUCAGGAAGACAGCAAAGGAGAAGUACAACAAUGCUUAAUGAAUAAAUUUAAAGAGAGAUUGAUAAAAAGUACAGAAUGUAAACAGCAAAUUGCAAGAAUUAUUCAGGAAUCUGAGAUAGAUAUAAACAUAGACCCUAUUUUACAUACUGCUUGUCAGAAAGAUUUACAUAAAUUCUGUACAGAUGUCGAGUCAGGUGAAGGAAGAAAAAUGACAUGCCUUUUACAAGAAUAUGAAGAUCAUCCUAAUAGACUGGAUAAAAGAUGUCACGAACAGUUAAAACGAAGAAAAGAUUUGUGGGAAAUGUCAGUGCAGGUUGCUCCAGUUGAAAGUGUAAAUGAAUUAGUAUCACAAAUAACAUCUUCACCUGCAAAAACGUAUCUGCUUGGAGUUAUUUGUUCAAUAAUAGGUGUUAUAUUUCUAAUAGGAAUUACGUGUGGACGAGUGACUAAACGUGUAUCAAAAGAAAAUAAAAUGAAAUAAAAUUGUCAUUGUUAUACUAUUUUUAAAAAUACCAUGAAAAUAAGUUUAAAAAAAAUGCAGGGUCUUGGCUUAAUCUUUUUUUCUCAUUCUCAACAAAUACCAUGCAAAUAUGAAAUAUCAGGCAAUUGCUCUUUUUCAACUUGAAAUUUUAUGAUUAGGGUAAUUUCUGCUAAAAAUAUUAAGUACUAUGAAAAACACUUAAAAAAAGAUCCAACCAAUUAUUUGAUAUUUUUUGUAUGAAUUGAAAAAUGUAUUUAUAAGUCAAACAAACCAAUCCACUCUUGGUAGCAUUUAAUAUUUGCCAUUGUUUGAUUAUAAAUUUUAAAAAAUGCUUUAAUUAUUGUGUUGGAUGAAAUCUUCUAUAUCAUUAUUUUUAAUUCAGUGUAUUUUUUCAUCAUUUCAUUCUGCCAAAACAUUCCAUCUUUUCACCUUGCUACUUUCCAUUAUAUAACAUUUCAAUUGCAGUACAUCCAAUAUAUUUAUUAUCAUGGUAUUUUUAUGUAAAUUUCAUUAAAUUUUAUUUUUUUAUGUCUUUCCUUGGGUAUAUAAAUUCUGUAUUGCAUUAAUUUGUUAGUGGGAUAUUAUUUAUGAUAUUUUUUGUGGCAUAAGACAGUGCUCUUUUAUUUUGAAUUUGAAACCAAUAAACUACAAAAUUUGACAAAAACUAGAAUCUGAUUGUAAUUUAUACAUUGAAAUUUCCAGUUGACUGAAGUAAAAAAUAUUUGUAAUCUAUUAUAUAUGCUUAAUGUAUGUUGGUUUCAAAGUGAAGUCUGUCUAAUAUGAAUAUCAUAUCCAGAUUGUACUUUAUUGACUGGUUAUUUUAUUAUAUAGUCUGUGCUUAUAACUUUUUGCUAACGCUACAAACACAUAUUGGACUUGGUUAUAAUAUGGAAGUUUUUGAAAUUAUGUUGACUAUAGUUAUAAAUAAUUUUGCUUUAAACUAAAGUGUACUAUAUUGAUUGGUUAUUUUCAUGAAUAGUCUGUGCGUUUAAAUCUUUGCUUACACAACAAACAACUAGCUUUAGAAAGAAAUGGAUGACCUGAAUAUUAUAUGGAAGUAUUUGAAUUGUGUGAAUAAUUGUUUAAACAAAAAUUUAUUAAGAAGAGCACCACUCAUACAUUUUGAAUCAUUUUUAGUAUAAAUUUAGAAAUCAAUUGUAUGUUAAUGAUAUUUGGUAUGACAAUUACAUGAUACAUUGUGAAUUUUGCUAUUUCUCUCUACUGAUACAAAUGAAGAAUGUAUAUGAUGAUUACUAAGAGUUUUGCUAGGAAAAAUGAUUUCCCAGAAAUGUGAGGAUGAUAUUUUGGAAUGAUAUUGGUCUAUAAAUAGAGAAUGAUGUAAAUUUAGAAUCUCAUGAAGGAUGUUCAUGAUAUGUGGUAUGGGAAGUAUUAUGUGAGUGAUCCAUACAAAUGUGAUGUCAGCAUUGUCAAGAAUCAGUUGGUUUUAAGUGGUGUUAUUUCUGAUACUUUAUAAUCUAGUGCUUGCCAUAACUGUAAUCCACCAGACUAUAGUUAAUUUUUGAGCCCCCAAUAAUAGUUUAUAGUCUAUUUUUUUUUUCGAUAACUGUAACCCACCCGAGUAGAACACAUAGGUCAAGGUCUCAAAAUUAGCUAAUUCAAGCAUUUUUUUGGACAAGAAAAAAUAAAAUGUAUCAAAACCUUUUUAACCAUAGUUUUAAAACCAAAUAACUGUGUAUUUGAUGGUAUUGUGAAAGUUUAAGUGCUUCACAAUAUAUGUAUUGUAGAAAUUCAGAAAUACUUGUGUUGAUGUUAAAUAGUUUAGUUAGAUUCUGUUUAGUUUGUCAAAUUUUGAAUUUUAGGGUAUUGCAUAUUUUUUUUUGUAAUUUUUUCACUACUUUUUUAUAUCAUGAUUAAAGUCUGUAUGGACAAAGAAUUCAGAACUUUAUUAAGGUUACGGUAUUUUAUGUACGGAAAUUAAUAUCAUUUUUGAAAAACAUUGAUUUACUUUAAUUGCUAAAUUUUCAGUUUAUAUUGUGAAGCCAAUAGUCUUAUAUAUUUAUUACUGAAACAGCCCUUACACAAUUGUGAGAUAGCAUUUAAAAUACGUGUGAGACCAUAACAAAAUUUGGAAAAUAAGUGUAAAAAAAAAAUACAUGAACUUGCCUUCUUUAUAAAACCAGUCACAAGUAGUUGCAGAGCUUACUAGGUAUUCUGUUUAUGUCAAAUUGCUUUAGAAUUUUUAAGGUACUUUGUUUUCGUUGCAUGUGGUGAAUAAAACCAAAGUUUAACAUGUGAAAUCUCUAUUUAAUGCUGUUUGAAUGAUGGAUGGAAGUAUAUAUUGUAAGGAAGAAGGAAUGAAAGGUUUGAGAUAACUAAAAUCUAAUACUGUAAAUUCAGAAAAUUAUUGCAAUUUUGUCAUUUUAGACUUUAAUGCGAUUUUAAUUUUUACGAUUUUUAGAAAAAUCCUGUUUAAUGCAUAUAUAAAAUACUUCAAAAUGCGAGUUUAAAUUAUUGUGUUACUGUAAAAAGUCUGUUGCAUUUUUCGCAAUAAUUUCUGAACUUACAGGUAGUAUGUAUGACCUUUAGCUGAAUGGAUGAGUUAUUGUAUUUACUUGGUAUAUUUUAAGGCGGUUACCUUUAUUAAUAGUAUUUUGUUCAUUGAUUAUAUGUAUAUGGUUCAUAGUAGAUGUGUUUUAACCUGUUUGUUUAGCGCUAUAUUAAAAUUUUUGUCUUUGGCAAUGUUUUAAACUGUUUAUAUUAUUGUUUGUUUUUCUUAAUAACAUUGGAUUAAUGAAGACGUUCUUGAUUCGAUGUGUAUUGGAUAUAAUGUAGAGAUUUUAUAACGCAUAGAGAUUAUUAAAUACCAUUUGUAAAGAUUUUUGUUAUCAAAUACUGUUUAUAAAGGUUUUGUUAUCAAUUAGUUAUAGAAUAUAAUUAUACUAAAUCUUUUAUAGAAUUGUUGUAACUACUUUCACCUUUAUCUAAGAAAAUUAACUGUUAAUAUACAUUUUUGGUAUCCAUAUAUUCUGCUUGGAUUCAUACAUAAACAUUCAUUAAAAUGCAUUAUACAUAUUUUUCUCUAGGGUAUUUGCUCCAAAAAUCUGUCCAUAUAAAAAUACAUGAAGGCAAAGCUACUGUGUCAUUGUGUAGCAGGAUAAAUGAUUUAUUUUCUAUCGAAAGAUCAUGUAUAUCAUAUAUUAUAUGGAUUGUAAUUCUAGUGCAGUGCUUUUUAAAAAAGUUGUAUAGAUAUUUAUAUGAGAGAGUGGUAAUAGAAUGUAUAAACCCUUAUGAUAUGUAGAAAUGACAUGAAAUAUCAGUCCUAUUUUACUGUACCUUAGUUAUUGCAUAAUUUUGUCCAAUUAUAUUGAUGAAUAUAAAUUCAGAAAUUAUUGUGAGGAUUUUUAUUGAUGCAAAUAAUGUGACUUAGUGAUUAUCGCAAUAAUAAGAACUUACAUUUUGAUGUCUGAGACAUACAUAGCAUUUAUUUUCAUUCUUUAAAAAUUGCAGUAACUUCUGAAUUUACAUUAUACGUUCAUAUUUCUGAUGUCAACAUAGUAUAGAGGGCAGCACAUAUUUUCUGCCAUUCCACUUGUUUUUGAUCAAUGAAUUUUUGUCAGUAUAAAAAGACCAUUCAAUAGAUUGUUUUCAGUCUGCACAGUAUAUUGAAAAAACGCUUACCUUAUUUGUAGAAAUGAUUGCCAAGUUACCUUAUUUAUUGCUAAAAGACCUGGGACCAACUUUUCCAAAUAUCCAGAAAAAAAAUAUUACCAGUAGUAGUCAUCUUCAAUUUGAUUUAUGACCAAUUUUAAUUAUGAAUUUUUGCCAAAAAAGAUUUACUUGAUACUUUUAAGAAAUUUUUGUGUCAAAUGUCAAUUGGGCAUUUAACUCGUACUUUAUUUGGCCUUUUUAACUUUUUUUGAUUUGAGCGUCACUGAUGAGUCUUUUGUAGACGAAACGCGUCUGGCGUAUAUACUAAAUUUAGUCCUGGUAUCUAUGAUGAGUUUAAUUACCCAUUUCUUUCUUCACUCCAGAAAGUUACAUCAUACAUUUUCCUUAUUUCGUGUAGUUUUUCCCUGAAGAAUAAGAUAAAUGUGAACUACAUGAGUUCUAUUGUCUAUUUAUGGUCUAUAGUUAAUGCAAUUUCAGUAGAUGAGGCAGAUGCUCAAUGAAAAAAAAAUGUUCUGUUGUGGUCAACUUCAUAGCAAGUUAAAUAGUUUUUUUUGGCAAGUUUAAGCUUUCUAUAGUAGUAUAUAUAUGUAAAAUAGAUAACCUAUACUCCCAUUUUGUACUUUUGAUAAAUGUUCUGUUUUAUGUGUAUAAAAUACCAGUAAUAGAGAUAAAUCUUCCAAAUAUGUGUUAUGCCAAAACUUAGUUCUGUUAAAGCUUUGUAUUUGGUUUAUUUUCAGUUUAAAACUGUAUGGGAAGGUUUUAGAUCACUAUUUACCUGAUUUUUUUCAUGCUUAAAAUUUUACUUUUGUAUGAGCAGUAAGAACAAAGACUGAUAUUUCUAGAGGUCCUUUUUGAUAUUACCCUUAGAGUAUAGAUAAAAUACUAAAAAUAAAAUAGUUAUAAACUUAUUAACAGAUGAGGCAUGUUUCAAACUCCACAGAAGUCAUCGUAUACUGUACCUUAACAAUAGACCACUUCAUGACUAUAUGUACAAUUGAUAUAUGGCUUUUUUGUUCAGUAAAAUGUUACAUAUUUCUUUGAAAAAUGUGAGUUACCUUUACUCUCUUGAAUUUUUUCGAGAAAAUGUAGAAUUUUACCAUUCAAAAUGCAUACUUUUGUCAACAGGUCUUUUUUGUUUAUUUUCAACUAUAUCAAAUAUUGAACACAAUUAGUUUGACAGUUUUUAUCUUACUGUUCAGUGUAUUUGUUUUGAUGUAAUCUCAUUUGUGUUAUUUUGGUCUUUUGUUAUGUGUAAGUGAUGUUAAAGAAUAAAUGCAAUUGCCUUGUUA